CUGGAAGAUAAGGAACGAACACCGACUCCGUUGCGAUAACAACACUGAAGCGUGGAAGAAGUCCCCCUAUCGAAGCAUCCAUCCGCCGGGUGAUCAUCACGCUACUUGAUUGCCGAAUCCUUUUCUAGAAGGCUUCCACUUCCUUUUCCCUUCUCUUACGAUCCUAACUAUUUUAACUUCGUUAUCGACCAUAUUUACACAGCCCAUCCAUCACACUGCCCGACAUGCCGGAACUAGCGGGCUACAAGGAGAAGGGCAAGGAAAUCUUCAAGAAAGGAUGGCAUCCGGAGAAAGAGGGAACGACUUUAAAAGGCCAAGUGAAAGGCUUGCUUGGACGCGGAGAGGAUCCUAGAGAACGUUAUGCGGACCAUCAAUCAACCCCAAUUUCCUCUCUACGCGACCCAGCCUCUUUCCCUCCUCCGCCCAAGCGCAGGAUCGGCGACCUCACACCGCCGCCCCCGCCCUCCCGGCCUACCUCCACGAAUCCGGCCGAGUCACAGCAAUACGGACAGCAACAGCAAUAUGGACACCACCAACAACAACAUGAAGGAGUUGAGGAAGAUGGGCCGCCGCCACCCCCGAGAACAUACCGAGUAGACACCACCGGUCUAUCGACAGCACACUUACCGCCCCCUCCGGUCCGCAGAGACGGAGCCGAUGGCCGACCUCCACCACCACCUCGCCCUUCAACCAUCAGUGCAGGUGGCCUACCUUCUACCGGAGGACCACCGAGCCUGCCACCCAGACUACCUCCUCGCUCAUCCACAGCUUCUCCGGCCUCACCACAGGCAGGUGAUGGUUACCUCAAUCAAGGCGCUGUAAACCGCCUCGGCGCAGCGGGCGUCAACGUUCCCGGGUUUGGCAUAGGCAGCGAAAAGAGUGCCGCAGCAACUACUUCGAACCAAACGCCUCUACUGCCGCCACCCUCUUACACCCCCAUCAACCGUCCCGCUCGAUCAACCACGACCGGCUCUACCUCUGGUACCGCGGGCAGCGGUAGUUUCACAGACCAAGCCAAAUCCCAACUGUCCAAUCUCCAAAACCGCUUCUCCAAACUUACCACGGGCGCCUCUUCCUCCACCACCCCAGGAGCAACUUCCCAACCCUACUCCCAACCCUACCACUCCCUCCCUCCCGGCUCUUCCACCACCACCACCUCCACCCCAACCUCAACCUCCACAACCCCCACACCCCCUUCGAAUCGGCCCAUCCUCCCCCCUCCACCACCCGCCUCUCGCGUAUCCCCUACCUCAACAGGCCAUCAAGAAGGUACCACCACUGCUCCUGAAGGAGGAGGAACAACCUGGGCUCAAAAGCAACACGCGCUCAAAACCGCUUCAGCCUUCCACAAGGAUCCUCGUUCUGUUUCCUAUUCCGAUGCCAAAUCCGCCGGAGGGACGAUAAACAACUUCCGCCAAAGACACGGGGACCAGAUAGCGGCAGGGAUGAAGACGGCCCAGAGUCUUGGGGGGAAGGCAGCCGGGGCAGUGGGGAGUCUGAAGGAUCGGUUUGGUGGUAGUGGUGGUGGUGGUGGUGGUUCAACAGGAGGUAGUUAUGGGGGUAAUGCCGGUACGUCACAGCCGCCGCCGCCGCCAGUUGGGACCAGAACAAGAGCCGAGAGUGCUGUUUCAUAUGAUCAUAGGCAUGGGCAUGGAUACAGUGACUCGGUUGGAUCUGCCACGCCGGGAAGUCCAUCCGCAGCAGCGGCAACGGCUGCAGCAGCCAAGAAGAAACCACCUCCGCCUCCGCCGCCCAAGAAGAAACCUGCUUUGACGGCGCCGCCAUCUGUAUCUGCUUCGCCGGGACAAGGGGAACAAAAUGCCCCGCCACCACCACCCGUGCCGCUUGCUACGAGACCUGCCUUUUGAGGAGGAGGGUUAUUGACGACAAGGGAUAUCCACGUUAUAGGUUGACAGACUGUAUAAUAUAAGAUUUGAGUUCGUUGGAUAGAGUGGACUGGGCGCGUGCGUAGAUAACUAUUCGUAACCUUGGAGAAGGCCGGAGAGUCUGAUUAGGGCAAGGAUGGGAUGGACAGGCAGACUUGGAUCAUAGCGCCGACACGGAAUAGGGUAGCACAGGAUAGGAUAGGAUAGACACAAAGGUUCAGGUUCUCACUCGGUUCGGGCACAUGGAUGAUAGCGUCACAUGCCGAAACGAAGACUGGGGGAUGAGGAGGAGGAGGAGGAGGAGGAGGGACGUUGCUUGGUUACCUAUGGUGCUUCGAUUCGCG
Molecule: messenger RNA, 2230 nt
Organism: Neurospora hispaniola
Lineage: Eukaryota; Fungi; Ascomycota; Sordariomycetes; Sordariales; Sordariaceae
Exons: 3
Coding region: 225-1868 (547 amino acids)
Source: RefSeq, a predicted model, not a curated record